This is a messenger RNA of Xenia sp. Carnegie-2017, 2394 nucleotides long. RefSeq lists its product as uncharacterized. The transcript is spliced from 23 exons. NCBI's taxonomy places the organism in Eukaryota, Metazoa, Cnidaria, Anthozoa, Malacalcyonacea, Xeniidae. The record is from RefSeq and is a predicted model, not a curated record. The coding region runs from base 1 to 1755 and encodes 584 amino acids.
AUGGCUAGUGGUUGGUCAUCGUCAUUUGAGAUUUGUGACACCAGUUCAAGCAUAGACAUUGACGAAUGUAGUGGUAGUACAGGAUCAGAAAUUAGAAAGAACAAAGGAGAAUAUAUUAAAGGAGCUUUCUCAAGUAAUAAAAGAUCUCCAAAGCUUGCAUUAAAUUCUGGGACAUUAGAUGUUUCAAGGAAUGAUGACUAUGCCAUGAAUUUGACAUAUGUAAUAGAAGCAAUCUUUCUGCAUGGAUAUCAAGUCUCUUCUAGAACAAAUUUCUUCAAGAAAACAUCAUCAGGAACAAUGCCUACUCCAGAUUUCUGGGAACUUGUCCAUUCAUUUACCCACAAUGAUGUUAUUCAUCAACUGGCUCAUUUAUCGCACAUUACAUCUCAUAUUGGAUUGUGUAGGGCUUGGUUGAGACUAGCUUUAAAUGAUGGACUUUUAGAGAGUUACUUCCAUGCUAUAUUAGCUGACAAGAAGAAAGUUCAUCAUAGUUAUACGUCCAAGUCAUUAUUGAGAGAUGAUGAAGCUGUGGCCAUUUUGUUAACACAUCUGUCAGGUCUCAUUGAGUUAACUUUUGACUUCAAUUACAAUACUCCCAGUCUUAAUCAAUGGACCGGGCAAUCACUUCAGCUUUCUGGAGUCUGGGAACCACCAUAUGCCCCAGCGGCUACCAUUUCAGCAAAAGUCACAGAGAAGUCGGGUCAACUUUUAACAGUUCCUAAGGUAGCCAUUCUGAGCAAUGUUUCAUCCAUGAAUGAUUUAGCUGAAGACAAAAUAGUUCAACAGGAAACAAAAUCAAAGGAUGAAAACACAACUCAUGAGCAUAGCAAUGAUCAAGAUAUUGAAAUUGUAAAAAGGUCACAUCUAUAUCCAAGAAGAAAGAAACUCCUUCAGAAGAAGACUCCAAUUUAUCCCAAGAAAAUAAGAACUCAGGUCUCAGCUCAACACAACCCUUGUCGACGUAUGAAGUUACUGUCGUUAAUUAACAAUAUAGCCCGAGAGAAAGGGCUAGAUGGUCAAAAUUAUAAAUGUCAUGGUUGUUCCAGACCAAUUGGAAUGAUUUAUGGACAGUACAAAGUGUGUUGCUUUGAUGGAAGUUAUUACUGCUACGAAUGCCAUGUUGACGAUGAACAUGUUAUACCAUCAAAAAUAGUCCACAACUGGGAUUUGUCCAAAUACAAAGUUGCGAAACAUGUGAAAUUAUUUUUGAUGCAAAUUGACGAGGAACCUUUGUUUCAUAUUGAUGAAGUCAAUUCUACUUUGUACAAUGCCAUUGGGAAAAUGAAAAAAGCGAAGCAUUUAAGAAUGCAACUUCAACAUAUGAAAGGAUAUGUGAUGACGUGUAAAAAUUCCAUGAUUUUUGAAGAUGUGAGAAGAAGAAUGUGGCCUAGAGACUAUCUAUGGGAUGAUAUUCACCAGUAUUCGCUUUUGGACUUAAUUCAAGUGAAUUCUGGACAACUGCAUCAUCACAUAAGGAAGAUUAUUUCUUUUUGUAAGAAACAUGUUUAUGAAUGCGAGGUGUGUAGUCAAAAAGGUUUUAUAUGUGAAAUCUGUAAGGAUUCAAAGAUUCUCUAUCCGUUUGAAGUACAUAAUACAUUACAGUGUUCUAGGUGCAAAGCGUUGUUCCAUAAACAUUGUAAACUGGAAAGAUCGUGUCCUAGAUGUAUAAGACGACGGUCACGAAGUGAACGAAUGUCUGAGGAUAUGAAUAUUGAUAAAGAAAAAAUCAACGAUGCUUUAAAUCCUUUGUUGUAAAGGUGUCCUUAGGCAUGUAGUAAAUGUAAAGCAAUGUUAAAGUUCAUGGUUGAAAUAAUGGAAAGUCGUGGGAUCGAAGGAACAAUGUACAACCAGCUAUGCUGACCAUGCAAAGAUCAUAUAUACCAAAUGAAUAUUUCUUUCACGCUAAUGUUAUAAUCAAGCCAUGAAAAGUGGUUGGGGAAAAGUCGCACAAACUAUACAAAGAAAAAAGUAAGAGUUAAUGAUAACUAUAAUUACUACCUUAUUUAACCCUUGAUGUACCUGUAACAUUCAAUACCCAAAGCUUAAUUUAUUAGUAGAUAGAUGCAUUCUAUUUAAAUUCUUGUUAAUCAAUUUUUACCAUACAGACGAUAAACUUUAUAUUUAUUAUACCGUUAGAGCGAGAUGAUUUGAAAUGUUUUUGUACUGUGUUGAGUAACCAUCUACCGUGUUUUCUACAUGUGUUGUUAAUGUCCCAUUUACUUCGUAGUAGAUUAUUCCACUUGUGUCGAACUCUUGGCUAAAACCUUCAAAAUAAAACAACAAGGCAACGUGUUAGGUAUUAGGACUGUACUAUUGUAACACUUUAUAGUCGUAAAUGAUCGUUAUACAACUCUGAUUUAUUGAAUAGAAAUCUUAUUUAUCUUUCUCAAUUUU